Molecule: messenger RNA, 558 nt
Organism: Fusarium graminearum PH-1
Lineage: Eukaryota; Fungi; Ascomycota; Sordariomycetes; Hypocreales; Nectriaceae
Exons: 5
Coding region: 1-558 (185 amino acids)
Source: RefSeq, a predicted model, not a curated record
AUGCACAACAAGCUCGUGCAACCAGGGCCAGUGGCAGGGCAGGGACAGGCUAUCACCUCCCUCCUAAGCUGGGGUGCAUAUCUGAUGCACACACAGAAGAAGCCGGUCCCAGGAGAUGUGCAUAAGUGGAUUACAUCAGGCCAGCAUGCUGGCUGCAGUCCCAUGCAAGAUUUUUCUACCGAGACUGGUGAGAUGCUAUCCAUCGGUUCCUGCGGCCGAGGAAAGCAGGAGGCUGGGCUAGGAAAGGACCUGACAUGGACGGACGAAGGCGGGCCUAGAAACGACGAUGGGCCCGAGUUGACCGGAUAUCCAAGCUCCGCCUUUGACAAGGAGAGAAAGGAGAAAAAGCAAGUGAAGGACAAAACAAGCAAAUACGACCUCACUCCUUCCGAAGCACCCUACAGUAUGGGCCCUGCUCUCAAUCGAUCACAAUUGUCGAAUCUCGCAAGUCUGUACCCAAAUUGUGCCCUCGUCCCGUUCUUCCUCGAGUCUACAGCCGAGGGUCAGCACCCGAGUGCGUACAUGUUGAAACGGGAAGGAACAGACGGCGCACUGUGA